Messenger RNA from Poecilia latipinna (sailfin molly), 3856 nucleotides. It is a transcript of the gene mbtps1, whose product is annotated as membrane-bound transcription factor peptidase, site 1. The record is from RefSeq and is a predicted model, not a curated record. NCBI's taxonomy places the organism in Eukaryota, Metazoa, Chordata, Actinopteri, Cyprinodontiformes, Poeciliidae. The coding region runs from base 468 to 3731 and encodes 1087 amino acids. Gene Ontology annotation, cellular component: Golgi apparatus. The transcript has 23 exons. Gene Ontology annotation, biological process: proteolysis. Gene Ontology annotation, molecular function: serine-type endopeptidase activity.
UUAGCCAUACAUGGCGCCCCUCACAAACUAGGCACUCUGCAGCUGAAUCGUCCAGCUUCUGUGCAGCUUUUGUUCAGCGGACGUUGAACCAGGCAUCAAGCAGGCAUCAACCACGCAUUACACGGACAUUAAACGAAAUAAACGCAUACACAAAUGUAAAGCUAACCUUGUUUGGUGAGGUCGGUAAAAAAAAAAAAAAGAAGAAAGAAUCCAGAAAAACACCAGCAGCCAUCCCUCUCACUUCUACUGCCGUCUUCCCACCGUCGUCUCCUCUUCCUCCGACUGCUCCAGUUCCCAACAUGGCAACUGUGUUUGUUCUCCGGCCGUGUCGCUGAGCCGCCGCCGCUCUGGACCGCCACCAUGGAGAAAAAACGCAGAAAGAAAUUAAUCUAGCUGCCCAGGCUAUUUGCAAAAUGGACUCAUUUUUGGAGCUGUGGACUUGAAAAUGCUCCGUCUCGGCCUCUGAUAUGAUAACACAGUUCGUGCUACUUUCUUUACGAGCCAAAAUGGUUCUAUUCUUGUUGCUGGCAUCCACACUUUUGGGAACGCUGGCAGGCCUUUUGCCUGUGGUGGGGAUGCAGUCAGAACGGGAGGCAAAACCCAGAUCUGACUGUCAGCCCCCCAACUUGCAGCCCCUGCUCUCGCCAGCCGGGUCAAACUGCUCCCAGUUGACCCUGAAACUGGAGUUUUCUUCUGAGGUGGUAGAACACGAGUACAUCGUAGCGUUUACAGGGUACUUCUCAGCCAAGGCCCGCAGCCUGUACAUCAGCAGUGCCUUGCGGGGAGCUGGAGACAAAAAGCUCGAGUGGCACAUCGUUCCCAGAGAGAACCCGGCUUCAGACUUUCCCAGCGACUUCGAGCUGGUCCACAUCAAGCAAGCUUCGUCCAGCAGCCUGCUGACCUUAGAGGAUCACCCUUACAUCAAGAGGGUGACGCCGCAACGCAAAGUUUUCCGAUCCCUCAAGUAUAUUCCCUCACCUGAACCUGCUGCACCCUGCAACGGCACACACGACUCCCAAAAAUGGCAGUCGUGGCAGUCUUCUCGACCCUUCAGGCGAACCAGCCUGUCGCUCGGCUCGGGUUUUUGGCACGCCACCGGCCGCCACUCCAGCCGCCGGCUGCUGCGUGCCAUCCCCCGCCACGUUGCUCAGAUCCUGCAGGCAGAUGUACUGUGGCAGAUGGGACACACAGGUUCUGGUGUAAAGGUAGCGGUUUUUGACACAGGUCUGAGUGAGAAGCAUCCACAUUUUAAGAACGUGAAGGAAAGAACAAACUGGACCAAUGAAAAGACUCUGGAUGAUGGCCUGGGCCAUGGUACGUUUGUAGCAGGAGUUAUAGCCAGUAUGAGGGAGUGUCAGGGCUUCGCCCCCGACUCUGAGCUCCACAUCUUCAGAGUGUUCACAAACAACCAGGUUUCCUACACCUCAUGGUUUUUGGAUGCUUUCAACUACGCCAUCCUGAAGAAAAUUGAUGUUUUGAACCUCAGCAUUGGUGGACCUGACUUCAUGGACCAUCCUUUUGUUGAUAAGGUGUGGGAGCUGACUGCCAACAAAGUGAUCAUGGUUUCUGCUAUCGGUAACGACGGACCUCUGUAUGGCACCUUGAACAAUCCAGCCGACCAGAUGGAUGUGAUUGGAGUUGGGGGGAUCGAUUUUGAGGACAACAUAGCCAGGUUUUCCUCCAGAGGCAUGACAACUUGGGAGCUUCCGGGGGGUUACGGCAGAGUAAAGCCCGACAUCGUGACCUAUGGUUCAGGGGUCCGAGGCUCGGGGUUGAAGGAGGGAUGCCGCUCGUUGUCUGGUACCAGCGUGGCCUCUCCUGUGGUCGCAGGUGCUGUCACCCUUUUGGCCAGCACCGUCCUCAACCGGGAACUGGUGAACCCCGCCUCCAUGAAGCAGGCUCUGAUUGCCUCGGCCCGCAGGCUGCCCGGGGUCAACAUGUUUGAGCAGGGCCACGGGAAACUGGACCUGAUCCGAGCGUAUCAGAUCCUGAACAGCUACAGACCCCAGGCCAGUCUCUCUCCCAGCUACAUCGACCUGACAGAGUGUCCAUACAUGUGGCCUUACUGCUCUCAGCCAAUCUACUACGGAGGAAUGCCCACCAUCGUUAACGUAACCAUCCUCAAUGGCAUGGGAGUCACAGGCAGGAUCGUCGACAAGCCCAUCUGGCAGCCGUACCUGCCUCAGAACGGUGACAACAUCGACGUGGCCGUCUCAUACUCACCUGUGCUGUGGCCGUGGUCCGGCUACCUGGCCGUGUCCAUCUCUGUGGCCAAGAAAGCUGCAUCGUGGGAGGGCAUUGCUCAAGGUCAUGUGAUGGUCACAGUCGCCUCUCCUGCAGAGAAUGAUUCAGAAGUUGGAGGGGAGCUUACGUCUACAGUCAAGCUACCCAUAAAAGUAAAGAUCGUGCCCACUCCACCUCGCAGUAAGAGGGUGCUGUGGGACCAGUACCACAAUCUGCGCUACCCACCCGGCUAUUUUCCCCGUGACAACCUCCGCAUGAAGAACGAUCCACUGGACUGGAAUGGGGAUCACAUCCACACCAACUUCAGGGACAUGUACCAGCAUCUGAGGAGCAUGGGCUACUUUGUGGAAGUGCUGGGAGCACCUCUGACAUGCUUCGACGCCAGCCAGUAUGGCACACUGUUAAUGGUGGACAGUGAGGAAGAGUAUUUUCCUGAAGAGAUCACCAAGCUGAGGAGAGACAUUGACAACGGCCUGUCGCUCAUCAUCUUCAGCGACUGGUACAACACCUCGGUGAUGCGGAAGGUCAAGUUCUACGAUGAAAACACCAGACAGUGGUGGAUGCCGGACACAGGGGGCGCUAAUGUGCCAGCUUUGAACGACCUGAUCUCGGUGUGGGGGAUGGCUUUCAGCGAUGGGCUGUAUGAGGGGGACUUCACCCUGGCUGAUCAUGACAUGUACUACGCCUCAGGCUGCAGCAUUGCCCGUUUCCCAGAAGAUGGAAUUGUAAUUGCCAAGAACCUGAAAGAUCAAGGUCUGGAAGUAUUGAAGCAGGAGACCGCCGUGGUGGAGGGAGUUCCCAUACUGGGCCUGUACCAAACCCCUUCAGAGGGGGGAGGUCGCAUCGCUCUGUAUGGAGACUCAAACUGUAUCGACGACAGUCACAGACAAAAAGACUGUUUCUGGUUGCUGGAUGCUCUGCUGCAGUAUACUUCUUACAGUAUGACUCCUCCCAGUCUCAGCCACUCCCACAGCAGAGUGGCGCCUCCUGCAGGUGCAGAGCGGCCACUGCCACAGAGACUGGAAGGGAAUCACCUGUACCGUUACUCCAAGGUUCUGGAGGCUCACCUGGGCGACCCUAAGCCACGCCCCCUACCAGCGUGUCCCCACCUAUCCUGGGCAAAGCCGCAGCCACUCAAUGAGACGGCCCCCAGUAACCUAUGGAAGCACCAGAAGCUUCUCUCCGUGGAUCUGGACAAAGUGGCUCUGCCUAACAUGAAGUCACACCGUCCCCAGGUCCGACCCCUGUCCCCUGGGGAGAGCGGGGCCUGGGACAUCCCGGGAGGGAUAAUGCCAGGUCGCUACAACCAAGAAGUUGGUCAGACCAUCCCCGUGUUCGCCUUCCUGGGAGCAAUGGUCGUUCUGUCAUUUUUCGUGGUUCAGCUCACUAAAGCCAAGAGCAAACCGAAGCGCAGGAAACCCCGGAUCAAACGGCCCACAUACCUCCAGCAGCAGACAGCGACAGCUGGGAAAACCCCCACUGUGUGACUGCAUAUUUGUACUGCUGCCGAACAGCUGGGCCCAACUCCAGAACCGAGACGUUGAAGAGAUAAGUCAGUGGAACUGCUUGGGCAGAGUCCUGGACUGCUUUUUAAAGCUUGCCGGACAUUAAU